This is a messenger RNA of Fraxinus pennsylvanica, 333 nucleotides long. The record is from the annotation of a GenBank genome assembly. NCBI's taxonomy places the organism in Eukaryota, Viridiplantae, Streptophyta, Magnoliopsida, Lamiales, Oleaceae.
AUGAAAAGUGCCCACGUGUCGCCAGUUAGCCAGAGAAACCCAGAUGAUUUUUUGACGAAUGAGCGGUCAAAUUCCUUUGUAGGUACAGAGGAGUACAUCGCACCGGAGAUUAUACGUGGCGACGUCCAUGAAUUCGCCAUCGAUAGGUGGGCUCUUGGUGUGCUUUGCUAUGAAAUGCUAUAUGGAACGACUCCAUUUAAGGUGUCACUCAUGCUUCAUCGUGGAUUUCGCUCCGUUGCAAUAGCAUCGAGUGAUGCCAUUGUGAGCGUCGUGCGCUGCUCUCUAAGUGGUGUCGUGCUAACAGUGGUGGGAGCGUUGCGCCAUCGAUGGUAG